Messenger RNA from Cylicostephanus goldi, 237 nucleotides. Lineage: Eukaryota; Metazoa; Nematoda; Chromadorea; Rhabditida; Strongylidae. The record is from the annotation of a GenBank genome assembly.
AUGGUGUUGGCAGUCUUGGUAGACGUAGGUAACCCAGACCGAGUACCUUAUGAUGUACCCUACAACGAGGAUAUACUGGUACGCUACAUCGCGUAUAAAGGUGGCCUAAUUCUAAACCUAAAAAAGUUGUUCAACGCUCCGACGAGUAACGAUUAUUGCAAAGGGCACAUCGAGACUCAAGCUGCGCACGUAGUACACCAAGACUACGCGACGCGCAUUGUGGACAGUAAAGCAUAG